Cylicostephanus goldi is the source of this 216-nucleotide messenger RNA. The record is from the annotation of a GenBank genome assembly. Lineage: Eukaryota; Metazoa; Nematoda; Chromadorea; Rhabditida; Strongylidae.
AUGUGGAAUGAUAUGCAGGUUUACGAGCUGGAUGAAAAUAUGCGACUCCGACCAGAUGAAGAGGAGCAUGCAGCUUGGUUGCAGGCGAUUGGAGAAGGAAGGACUUUUACUCCCGACGGUGUGAGUAUCAAAAUACCAAUCAACAUGUGUAUGGAGAGUGAAGGAGACUCAUUAGAUGGAUAUACAGUGAGGUUAUUCGUUGACCUGGGGCGCUAG